Molecule: messenger RNA, 1434 nt
Organism: Alternaria atra
Lineage: Eukaryota; Fungi; Ascomycota; Dothideomycetes; Pleosporales; Pleosporaceae
Exons: 4
Coding region: 1-1434 (477 amino acids)
Cellular component (GO): nucleus
Source: RefSeq, a predicted model, not a curated record
AUGCGUCCAUCAGAAUUUCACACUCUCUUCACAGGGAAGAACUUGAGGUGGGAGAUUUUGGGCUUGAUAAUGGCGGUUGCUGGCUCCAACGCCCAAUAUACAUCACCUAAUGAUGCUCUUUUCACUCUAGAAGACGGCAAGCAAAUGAACAGGGAAGAGUUCAUUGAAGACAUAAUGCACGCAACUAAUACGUGCAUCAACAUCUGCCAAACACACGGCGCCGUCAACGAGCUUAUGACAUGUGUCGUCUACAUCAAUUUAAUGGUAGUCAGUAGCUUCUACGGAGAUAACCAUCACGCCACAUGGAGGCGUAUGGGCGACAGUGUCUCCGCUCUAUACGCUGCAGGCAUACAUUGCGAAGCUUGCAACGUAGAUGGCACCAAUGCGGAACCAUUCUUCAUGCGCGAAUUCAGAAGACGCCUCUACGCCGCAGUAUAUCGCUCCGACAAGACCCUGGCGGUGUUCUACGGACGACCUCCGAUGAUGGGCUGGAGGUACAGUGACCGCAAGAUGUUGUUGGACAUUAGCGAUCAGGCUGUGACCUCGGAAGAUCCGGAAGUACUGAAUGCUGAGCUUUCGAAGCUGGAUAGCGCGGGCUGGAACACCGAAGGGCACCUUCAUCCUGCUACUUUCGGCAGAAUGCGAUGUCAACUUGCUGUAUUCAAAGAGAGGUUGCUGGAACAAAGCCUGGCUGGCGAAAAGGAUAGUGAAGUCGUGCGGAACGUGGAGGCGAUAUCGGCUGAAUGUACGACAUGGUGGAACGCGUUGCCAACGCACCUUCGAUACGACACCUAUACGGAAGAGGCUGCCUGGGUAGGGCGUGGUCCUGGCCUAGCCAUGCGACUAGUCGCUUACUACCUAGACUACCUACACGUCCAUUUCCAGACGCAGCGUCUCCUCCACCGGAUUACGCAACAAGCACUCCCAGCACUAUUGGAAGUGUCGCUAAAGUUACUGGUUACGUCCCUUAUCUCAACCAAGCCGCAAAAUGGCGACUACGAAACUCGUCGCCAUUUCCCCACCGUCAUCUUAUUCUACUGCUCUCCAGCCGCGGGUGUCCUAGCACUUGAGCUUAGAAGAUGCACGAUUGAAGGCGUACCACUACCUGACACGAUAUCUCGAGCAGAUGUGAUCCGGAAUCUUUCCGUGCUGACUUCAUGUCUGGAGUGGAUCGUUCUUCCCGGCGACGGAAACUACAAGCUAUGCAGCGAGCUUAACAAGAUGCUUACGCUAGUUCUCGAAGAAGUUCUCAACUACGUGCCUCCAGUUAAUGGUGGGCAAGAACAUGGCGAUGAUGCCGCAGCUAUGACUGGAGCGGGGCAGGGUUUCUUCGACAUGCCCAUGAUUGAGGGUUUGGAACCUAUACCGACUGAGUCGGAGGACUUUUUGAACUGGUUGGAUAAUGCAACGUGGAACAAUACAGACAUAUUUUAA